Molecule: messenger RNA, 3227 nt
Organism: Tachysurus fulvidraco (yellow catfish)
Lineage: Eukaryota; Metazoa; Chordata; Actinopteri; Siluriformes; Bagridae
Gene: jam3a
Product: junctional adhesion molecule 3a
Exons: 10
Coding region: 259-1035 (258 amino acids)
Biological process (GO): cell adhesion; angiogenesis
Molecular function (GO): protein heterodimerization activity; protein homodimerization activity
Source: RefSeq, a predicted model, not a curated record
CUCCUGCUCGUCCACCCUGCGCGCGGACAGCUGAGCUAAGCUAAAUGUGCUUCCAAAAUGGCGACGGGACGUCAAACAUUUGUAACGGCGCUCUUCUACUCGCUUUGUGGGAAUGCUGCUCUUUGGAUAUGUGGGUCUGAGAGUGCAAUGUAAUGCUGGCCAUGUCAAUGAUGUCCAUUGUGUGGUUGUGUGACAUUUGCUGUGAUUCUCAGAACUACGAACAAAGACGUGUGGGCCAAUGAAUUUGAAUCAAUAGAAAUGACCUGCUUGAUAGAGUCCAUAUCUACAAACAACCCUAGAAUUGAAUGGAAGAAAAUAAAAAAUGGGGUUCCCAGUUAUGUAUAUUUCCAAAAAAAAAUUUCAGGUGAUUUGGAGAACAGAGCACUAUUAAGAGAACCUGCAAACCUGCUGAUCCUGAAUGCCAGCAGAUCCGACAGCGCACUGUAUCGCUGUGAGGUGGCUGCCAUUGAAGACCAGAAACCCUUCGAUGAAAUACUUAUAAGUCUGGCUGUGAGAGUGAAGCCCGCCACGCCACGGUGCAGUGUACCAAAUUCAGUCACUGCAGGCUCUUCAACAGAGCUACGGUGCAUGGAGAGCGCAGGCUACCCUCUGUCUCAAUAUCAGUGGUUCCGCAACAACGAGGAGUUGCCUGAAGACCCCAAAACCAGCGUCCGCUUCUACAACUCCUCAUAUGUCAUGAAUACUGAGACUGGGACUCUGAAAUUCAGAUUAGUGAGGAAAGAAGAUACAGGGGAGUACCACUGCCAGGCCAGAAAUGAUGCUGGUUAUGCAAAAUGUGCAGCUCAGCUUAUGGAAGUCUAUGAUUUUGACAUCGGGAUGAUGGUCUUAAAGAUCGUAGCAGGAGUGAUCGCUUUCAUCGUUUUAACAGCGGGGCUCUGCGUGGCUCAUAAACACGGCUACUGUUCCUGCAGAGAGCACACAGAAAACGAUUAUAAAGUUCCUCAGUAUGACAGAAAGGACUGUGUCACUGCAGAUGAGGGGCAUUUCCGGCACAAAUCUUCAUUUGUCAUAUGACAGAGGAACGAUGAAGGAGCUACAUAGCUGAACUGUGUGCCACAAAUAUAAACUACCACAAUCUGAAUUUACUUCUGAGGUGCAUAAACACAAUCUUCUUUGCCAAAGCUGUUAACAGACAUCACAGUAUUUCACAGACAGAUACAGUAUUUCAAUUCUCUGGGAAAGUUCUAUUCUUUAUGUUACAGGAGAGAUCACGUGUAUACUUUCAACACUAAAGCUAGUGUAAUAAAGAUUUUUGUGUCAUUCACAAAAAGGGGUUUUUUUUGUUUUUUUUUUACACGUAGGAAUUUUGGAUUUUCAAACCCAAAAUCUAUUCAGAGCAUCACUUAGUGAUGAUAUGUGUACAUGGUUGUGUUUAUUUUGCAUCGUAGUGGAAGCGAAAGAGCAUCUACAGUACGUUCUGCUAUAAUCCGUAAUGCGUAUAAUCAGACAGAGCUGCACAAGGCAGGGGUGAAUCAGUCAGUGUGUGUGUGUGUGUGUGUGUGUGUGUGUGUGAUGCACAACUGAUUUUUAAUAUGUCGGGGUUAUGGAACGUUAUGUUUUGUUGUUUAAGUGUAAAUGACAUAGGUUGUAAGUACAGUGUAGUGUAAUGUUUUAAAGCCAGGUUUCAAAUCGUUUUCUAGUUUUACUUAAUUUUUUUUUAAACAACAGGUACACUCUGUGUAUUUUACAAUUCUGUCCAAGUGAUCUCUCUCUCUCUCUCUCUCUCUCUCUCUCUCUCUCUCUCUCUCUCUCUCUCUCUCUCUCUCUCUCUCUCUAAGUGACCUUCUGUAAUUUUUUUAUUGUUUUAUAUUCUAAUGGUUUGGACAAACUAUACAGUUUUGUGGCUGUGCUCAUGCUUUACUAUAUUUGUGGUAUUUGGUUGUAGCAAAGUCAAAUGGAAAUGUCAAAAAGAUGGUGGGCCAUGACCAGUAAAUAAUGAUAAUAUUCAUGACUUAAAUUACAUUGUUUGGAAAUGACCGGAUUUCUUUUUCCUCUAUUUCUUUUUCUGAUGUAAUAGCUCAUUGUCCAUUCACACAAUCAUCACCAAAUCCUUUUCUUCCAGGAUGCUGGUUUUAAAAUUGCUUUCUAUUACAAAGAAGCUAUUCCUGACUGUUAAAUAUUCAAACUGUCUUACAAUUCUGUGAGUUUUGACAAUUUGUCUUCCAUGACGGCAUGUCCCACUGUCUUACAGGCCGCAUGAACGACUUAUUACGAAUGCUGUAAUAAUAAUAAAAAAAAAGAAAGCACCAAGUAAAAGAAGGGUUUUGGUUUCAGACAGUGCAGUGAGGUAAACUCUUAUAUUAGAAAUGAAAUAUUACUACUUUUCCUUUGACAGUACCGGAAUGUGAACUGUGCUUGGUUUUGAUUUUGUGUAAUAUUCUGGCUUUAUGUUUGGAGAUGUUUGAUUAUGCAUGGCUAAGCCAAACUGUGCAAAUACCGAUGACAUACUCGAAACAUGCUUACAAUGAUUUAACAAAAAUUUUUCGAACUUAUAUACAGUAUUUAGCCUCACCACAACUGCCUGAUUGAUACAGAAAUAUUUUAGAGUAUCUUAGAAAAGGAAGAGCUAUCAAGUCUAAUGGGAUAUUCGUUAUUCGUCAUUACUGUGUGCCAGUUCAUUGGCAGUGUCGGUGUAGUCAUUUUUGCUGCUUAAAUUACAUAUAUACGUAUACUGUACAUGUGUACAUAUAUAUGUCUAAAAAGGUGCAUUCUGGCCAAAAUGAUUCCAUAGUUAUUCCAUAACUAUACAAAAUAAUUCAAAUUGCAGUUUCAGACAUAUCGUUUAUCUAAAUGGUGUAUCGACAUCUAUCUAUCUAUCUUUAUAUAUAUAUAUAUAUAUAUAUAUAUAUAUAUAUAUAUAUAUAUAUAUAUAUAUAUAUAUAUAAAAUAGCUAACAUUCCAAGUACAAUGAAAUAUUUUGUGUGCCAUUUACAUGACAGAAUGAUCCGAUCACCAGUCCUCCUGUUGUUUUUGUAUCGUCAGAGCGUGUUCUUUUAUGUGGAGUUGGUGAAAACAAAAAAAGUUGUAAUGUACUUCUAAUGUAAGAUUUGAACAGCAUUAAACCGGUGUAAAGUUACGAUGUAUUUAUUUUCUGUAAAGUAGAUGACAACAUUACUCAGGAGUUUGAAAGAAGUGACGAUUUCUGUACAUUGUUAGGUUUUAGCGAUUCUAUUUGUUUUGUUUAAUAAAGACAUUGUUACAGAACA